CCUACCCUUGAUACGUACAUUAAAACAAAAAUUUUACACACCAAUAUUCAUAUGAUAAAACUUUAUAUUAGCAAACUUAACAUUUCUCAGCUAAUUUUGAAACUUGAAUACAUUGGUUUUAAGUAUUUUGACUAGUAUUCUUUAUGGAUAAACUGCUGUUGAUCUGGAUGGUAAAUAUUCUUUAUUUCAACUUUAUAGUUGGACAAAACAGUCAACAGUGCACAACAGAAAAGCGAUGCCAGUGCAAGGAGGUAGAAUCGGGAUUACUUGCUGAUUGUUCAGGACUAAACCUUAAUUCUUAUCCAAAGUUCUUCGAUGGCAUUGUAACAAUAGAUGUUAGUUAUAAUAAACUGAAUGAUUUUCCGUCAACACUUGAUUUUCCUACUACAUUAAAACAUUUAAAUCUUUCCGGAAAUCUACUAGAAAGAGUCGACACUGUCAAGUCGAGGAAAUUGUUUUCGUAUAUCAAUAAUUUAGCAUCGCCUAAUUUAUCUUCGAAUUUUAUACCUUUGGAUCCUCAAGCUUACCCUGAAGAUAUAUUUAUGAAACUUACAAAGUUAAAAAGUCUCGAUCUGACAAGAAACACGUUAACUCAAUUUGAAUUCAGAAAUUUGGAUCACGUUAUAAAACCUCUUGUAUCAUUAGAAAGUUUUGCUAUAGAUGGGUCUGAGAAAAUUUCUUUUGGAGUUGGAUUUUGUAAUGAAUACAGACUACUUACCAUAAAGGAAGACUACUUUGAUAAUCUAUCGAAUUUAAAAACAUUAGAUAUUUCAUCAGAAAUCGAUCGGAAUUUCACGGCAAUGAACUGGACAACAUCAUUGUGUUCUCUUUUUUAUAUUUAUAGAGGAGCCAUUUCAAAGUUAUCACACCUGAGAUUUCUUGAUAUCUCUUAUAAUCGAGAAUUAGGAUUAUGUGGUUUCUCGAAUAUUACCCAGGACCUUCCGUUUACUCAGAUCAGGAUUUUAAGGGCAAAUUAUUUGCAUUGUAAUGCUGGCCCUUCGGUCACACUUUUGUGUGAAGAUAUUAAACCGUUCACGAAUACUUCUCUUGAAGAAUUGUAUUUUGACGGCAACAAUAUUGAUUUUGCGCAAACUGGGGUGUUGUAUUAUCUGCCUGCGUCACUCAAACGUUUAACGUUGAAAAACAAUCGAUGGAUUCAGAAUAGAUAUACAUACUGUAACACAUUUGGGCUGACAAAUCUUACCUAUCUUGAUAUCAGUGAUAUGAAUCAACAUCAAAUAUCUUCUGAUGAACAGUAUGUAGACUGUCUAAAUUUUAUUCGCAUCCUUAACUGUGAAAAACUUCGAUCCAGUUCAUUCGGAACGAGUUUGAAUCCCCGUGUUCCGGAAUUGUGUAUUAAAGAGUGUCUUUUACCAGGAAGGCAAGAAAACUUCUAUGCACAGAAGAAACUCGACAAUGUUAACAAUGGAAAAACUAAUAUUUCUUAUCGUUUGAGAUGUAGCACUCCAAAACCAUAUGCAGCAAAUGUAAAAGUGAUUUUUGUUCCCCGCAAUAUUGAACACAUUGUAAUGAAUAAUUCUCGAUUAGGACAUACUUUAAAAUAUACUUAUUUCGCUUCGUCAAAUCUCAAAUCAUUAGUUUUAAGUCACAAUCAGUUUUACUCACUCAUUGGACCAAUUUGUAAUGCAACUAAAUUAAAAUAUUUAGAUCUUUCAAAUAAUAGAUGUUCCCAUUUAUCCGCUUACGUUUUCAGUGAAUUGAUAGCAGUGGAAAAAAUCGUUUUGGAUAAUAACUUAAUUGGGAGUGCACAAAUACUGAAGGAUAAAAAUAUAAGAAACCUUUUCUCAAUGCAAUCAAAACUAAAAGAAUUAAGUUUAACAUCGAAUAGAAUUAAGUUCUUACCGAGAGAAAUAUUUUGGAAUCUGAAAAAUUUGCGUUAUUUAAAUCUAAGUAAAAACCAACUGACUGAUUGGAAUGUUAAUAUUGAACAAAUGAGACAUUUGAUUUAUCUUGAUUUGUCUGAAAACCAAAUUCUUUUUCUUUCUGAUACUGGGAUGGCUUUAAUUGAUUCAAGUUUCUCUAAAACAUUUACUGUAGAUUUAUCUUCUAAUCCAAUACAGUGUAAUUAUGAUUCUCACAUUUUUAUUAUGUGGCUUAUCAAGCGCCAGGAAAUAUUCAAAAAUUUUGAGCAUUAUAACUGUCAGCUUAUUGAAACCAAUAUCACCGAUAUCCCAACCGCAAACGCAUAUUUGAAAAAGAAAUGUUCCUCCUAUGUGAGUUUAAUAGUUUUAUCAAUCAAUUUGAUAAUAUGCUUUUUAGCUUUAUUAGUGAUUGCCAUAGUUUAUAGACACCGAUGGAAAUUAAGAUAUUGGUAUUAUAUAGCUAAACGUCAAUAUGUUCGGGGAUACAAUGGGGUUGCAGAUGAAAAGAGUUACCGCUUUGAUGCGUUUAUCUCAUACGCAGAUGAAGACAGACUUUUUGUAACAAAAAGUGUUAAAACAAAACUAGAAGAAGAAGGAAAUUUGAGACUUUGCAUUCAUCAUCGAGAUUUUAUUCCCGGGUGCGAUAUUGCAGAUAAUAUCAUUAAUGCUAUACACCAAAGCCGAAAGGUAAUAUUUAUAAUCACGGAAGCCUUUUUAAAAUCAGAAUGGUGUAUGUAUGAAGUGCAUAUGGCUCAUACAGAAAACGUGAUGUCACGACAAGGCACAAAUAUGUUAAUACUUGUCUUUAAGGAGAAAAUACCUCAAAAACGAACUCCCCAAAAGAUAAUGCAAAUUGUACAAGAGGAGGUUUACAUAGAUUUUCCCGAUGAUAUUGAAGGUGAAGAAAUAUUCUGGAAUCAUCUUACCGAUUCCUUAUUAUGAAUGACAAUGUUGAAAGAUAAACAUAAUUGAGUAUGAAUGUCUUAAUUGUUAUUAUCAAUAUAGUGAGAAAAAAUUACUAACCCGCACAUUGCACACGUACAUAGAACCGCCGAUAAAUACGAUAAGACAAUUUCGAUCUAAUUAUAUUAUAGUUAAACAUCAAUACAACAUGUUCUUUCAUCAAUGAAAAUAAAUCAUUGCUAUUUUACAUAUAUUUGUUCUCAGCAAGUGAUGUCUUAACACAUUUGUGGAAUAUUUUAUAUAUAGUAUGUUCAUUCACAUUGUGAUUCGUAUUUCAAAAAAAAAUUCUGGAAUUCGAUUGAUGCAUAAAUAACGAUCAUUACCAUUAUUUUAUUUGCCUAACGCUAAACUGCAUCUUUCCAAAUCUAAUCAGUACACCGUGAUAUGAAUAGAAAUUUAAACAUACAAACAAUGAUAAAACAGUUUUCUUAAAAAAAACUUCUUAGUAAACUAGAAGAAGGUUAAGGGCUCACAAACAUGUUUAACCCCGCCACAUUCUUUAUAUGCCUGUCCCAAGUCAGGAGCCUGUAGUUCAGUGGUUGUCGUUGGUUCAUGUCUGUCAUAUUUGUUUUUUUGUUAAUUGUUUUGUUAUAAAUUAUGCCGUUAGUUUUCUCAGUUGAAUUGCUUCAUAUUUUUCAUGUCAGCACCUUUUAUAGCCAACUAUACCGUAUGGGUUUUUCUCAUUGUUGAAGGCCGUAAGGUUGCCUAUAACUGCUUACAUCCAAUUAAUUUGUACUUUGGUGGAUAGUUGUCUCAUUGGCAAUCAUACCUCAUCUCCUUAUCUUUACAUAUAGGUAACUACUCACAGUUCCCUUUUUACGAUAAGUUUAGAUUUAAUCGAUAUCAUAUUUUCACAUUUGCAUUACAACAACUAACUU
Mytilus californianus (California mussel) is the source of this 3724-nucleotide messenger RNA. RefSeq names its product toll-like receptor 4. Gene Ontology annotation, molecular function: protein binding; transmembrane signaling receptor activity. The record is from RefSeq and is a predicted model, not a curated record. Lineage: Eukaryota; Metazoa; Mollusca; Bivalvia; Mytilida; Mytilidae. Gene Ontology annotation, cellular component: membrane. Bases 144 to 2825 code for a protein of 893 amino acids. The transcript has 2 exons. Gene Ontology annotation, biological process: immune response; toll-like receptor signaling pathway; inflammatory response.